This is a messenger RNA of Aquila chrysaetos chrysaetos, 5300 nucleotides long. RefSeq names its product steroid sulfatase (gene STS). Lineage: Eukaryota; Metazoa; Chordata; Aves; Accipitriformes; Accipitridae. Gene Ontology annotation, molecular function: arylsulfatase activity. The record is from RefSeq and is a predicted model, not a curated record. Bases 549 to 2294 code for a protein of 581 amino acids. The transcript has 13 exons.
GCUGCCCGGCCGAGCCGAGCCGGGCCGGGCCGGGCGGCGGAACGGGCAGCGCGGGGUCGGGGGGGGCCAGGCCGCGGCGGGGGAGAGGGGUGAAGGCUACACACCCAGCAGGAGGCCGUCCAUGUCAAAGAUCAGGUAACUAACCGUUGAUCGUUGAAAUACCAGUUGCAGAAGCAGACAUGAAGAAAGCUGUAUCGGGCUCCCAAGGUGACAUACUGGCUUGGAGAUGUGUACUGCUCUGCAGUUCUGUGUGAAGGCAGUGAUUAGUUGCUGCUUCGCGUAAGGGAAGUCCUGUCUUUUUUGCCUGUAGUUCCCGUGACUGGACUUUGAACCCAUUUACCAGUAAUAAGUGUGCAGCCAUCUUGUUUGAAAACUAGAGGCAGAAACUGACACAAUUCCGUGCCGCAAGUUCUUUUCACUUCCAAAUUUCUACCUCAGUCUUGGUUUCCUCCGCUUUCCUUCUUGUCCCGGCAUAAUCCAGAGUGCAGGUGUGACUCCUGCCUCAUCUGCAUUUGAAAAAGGCUGCCUGCAUCCAGAAAAGGAAGAAGAUGAGACUCCUUUUAUUUCUAGUAAUUUGCCAGUGUGCCAUAAACAGUGUCAAAACACAUAAUCCCAAUGUCAUUUUACUGAUGGCUGAUGAUCUUGGUAUUGGAGACCUGGGAUGUUACGGGAACAGAACCUUAAGGACCUCUAAUAUUGACAGGCUAGCAGAGGAGGGAGUGACACUUACUCAGCAUAUAGCAGCAUCCCCACUUUGUACUCCAAGCAGGGCAGCUUUCCUGACAGGGCGAUAUCCUAUCAGAUCAGGAAUGGCUGCCUUCUCACGAGUUGGUGUCUUCUUAUUUUCUGCCUCUUCUGGGGGUCUUCCUUCUGAAGAAGUAACUUUUUCCAAACUCCUGAAGCAGAGAGGUUAUGCAACAGCUCUAAUAGGAAAGUGGCAUCUUGGGAUGAACUGUGAAAGCAGUAAUGACUUCUGUCACCACCCCCUCAGUCAUGGAUUUGAUUACUUUUAUGGGCUUACUGUGACCAAUUUUAGAGACUGCAAACCUGGCCAAGGCAGCGUAUUUUUAAAAGGGGUUCAGAAAUCCCUUGUCAUCCCAAUCCAAAUCACUGGAAUCACCCUGGUCUCUUUGGCAAUAGUGCAGUACAUUGGCCUUCUCAAAGUACCUUUCCAAGCAUUGGGUUACUGCUUGUUAAUAGCCGCUAUUUCACUUGCGGUUUUGAUUUUUUUCUUUUAUCAUUUUCGACACUUGAACUGCUUCUUAAUGAGGGACCAUCAGAUUAUCCAGCAACCACUAUCCUAUGAGAACCUUACGCAGAGACUGACGAAGGAAGCCAUGCAGUUUAUACGAAGGAACACCGAUACACCAUUUCUUCUUUUCCUGUCUUAUCUACAUGUCCAUACUGCUCUAUAUGCUUCAAAAAAUUUCAGAGGAAAGAGCAAGCAUGGUUUAUAUGGGGAUGCAGUGGAGGAAAUGGACUGGAGUGUAGGGCAGGUUCUGGAUGUGCUGGAGAAAUAUAAUCUGAGCGAUAAAACUCUUGUGUACUUUACCUCUGACCAAGGGGCUCAUGUUGAAGAAAUCUCCAGUUCUGGAGAAGUCCAUGGAGGAUACAAUGGCAUAUAUAAAGGUGGAAAAUCAAUGAACUGGGAAGGAGGUAUUCGUGUGCCAGGGCUUCUCCGUUGGCCUGGAGUGAUACAAGCUGGUGCCUAUAUUGAUGAGCCAACAAGUAACAUGGAUAUAUUUCCUACCAUAGUCAAACUUGCAGAGGCACAGUUACCCUCUGACAGAAUUAUUGAUGGACAUGAUCUGAUGCCCUUACUUCAAGGAAAAGUAACCAGAUCCAAGCAUGAAUUUCUCUUCCAUUACUGUAAUGCAUAUUUAAAUGCAGUGCGCUGGCAUCCAGGAAACAGUGAAUCUGUCUGGAAAGUCAUCUUCUUCACUCCAAACUUCAGUCCUGAAGACUCCAAUGGUUGCUACGAUUCUCACGUUUGCUUCUGCCAUGGAGGAUUCAUCACACAGCAUGAUCCCCCACUGCUCUUUGAUCUUUCCAGAGACCCUGAAGAGAAAGUCCCACUGACUCCAGAAACGGAGAGCCGUUUCUACGAAAUCCUCAGGGUCAUACACCUAGCAGUAGACAACCACACCAGAUCCCUGCAUCCUGUCCCUGACCAGCUGUCAUGGGACAACCUUCUCUGGAAGCCGUGGCUCCAAGUGUGCUGCUCAUCUCUCUUUCAGUCUUGCUACUGUGACUAUGACUCAGAAGGGAGACCGCUAGAGGUGCGCUCAGGAUAAACAAGCUGUAAUUCCCUUUCAGAAACUGGAACAAGAGAGGGCGGGUAGCUGACUUGCACCACUGCGGUACUAGCCUUCAGAAGGGUUCGUUAUGUAGGAGGACCUGUCUUCAAAUACAUCAUUGCAGUAGAAGAGAAUUUCAGUCAAGAAAAUGUGCCAAGAGAAGGAGGGCAAGACACACCUCUUCUGUCUUUGUAAUACAAGAAUCAGUAUGAAGCACAUGUUGCUGUCCUCAUUUACAAAUGGGUAGGCUGUAGGUAUUUUCUAGAUGAGAUCAUUUUCUAGAUCUUCAGAUUCAGCUUUUUUCUUGCACAGCAAGGAAUUUACCUAUAGUUUCUGUCAAUUACAGCUACUAAAUGCACAUUUUCUUGUCCUUUUUGCUAAGUGUUAUCCACCGUCAGUGGGACAUAGCACCGAGUAAUUGAAAAUAGAGAGAUAACAGUGGGGAGGUCCACCUGUGACUAUAAUUUGGUAGCUCAUAGAUAGGUAAAGAGCAGCCCUGCAACAGCAUCUCUGUCAACAAGCAACACAGAUAUGAAAUAAUAAACAGAUUGCCAACAAGCUAACAUUGCAUGUGCCAUAAAAAUGUAGAGAGCUGUGUAGUGGAAGACCUUGCAUCCACAUUAAAACAGUGCUCCCUGGCUGGUGUCCUACUGCACAGCAACAGCCUUUGUUUCAAAAGGAAACCGCUUCAAGUGCACCAGUCAUGUGCUUGAGUGUGUACCAUACGUCUCCAUAUAUAUAUAUAUAUAUAUGCAAGCAAAAUUCGUAACCCCCCAAAACCCCCCAAAUCCUUCAAUCCCUGAUAUAGACACGCCCCUAUGGUCAUAACCCAGUUGCUAAAAUUAAAGAUUUGGUCCAUACUUGAUAUCUGAGUUCCAAAUUCACAUGAUACUACAAAUAUAUCUUUCACUAUCUAUCUACCAUACCUGUUCUUCUACUGAUGACAGUGGUGUGCAUCACAAAUAAAUAAAAUUUGAUCUUCCUUUAAAUAUCUUUGCCAUCAUUUAAGGUCUCUCAUUUUCUGAGAAGAAAAUUGGGCUUGAGCACUUAAAGCCAAAUAUAAGUGUCUCUGAGUUCUUAACAAGGCCUUGGGAAAUCUACAGUACUUCAGGGCUAAUUUCUGUAUCCAUUUUUAUCUGCAUCUUAUUCAGGCACAUUUUCUUUCCAUUCUACAAGCAGGCAAACUAUUUUCUUUGGCAGAUUGUACCAGAGGAGAACAUACCAGCAAAAUACUAAAAUGAUUUGAUGCCUGAUAAUAGAAGAUGACUUGCUCCUUAUCAGAAGACACUAGUUAAUUCCAACAUUAUAAUGUAUUAGAAUCCGUUUGGUGCUCAAGUGAUCUGUGAUGAUAGUAAUGCAGUAGCUUCAGUCAGCCAACAUUAAGGUUGUGACCUGGUUCUUGGGAGCUAUUGAAGCCUGUCCUGUAAAAAUACAUUGUGAUACAUGGUAUAUUUCUCUGUCUGUAAAACCUAGGCUUUAUUUGAUUUUUCUGCUGCAGUUUCAUUCAAAAUUUCAUUUUCCACAGUAUCCAGAUGCCUGUCCUGGGAAAUGUAGUAGUCUUUCCUUGAGGUGUUAUUUUUGAUGUUUUACCUUGUGUUCAUGAUUGUGUAUCUUAAGUAUGUGCUCUGCGAGCUCUCUGUAGGUAGCAAAGUCCUGUGGGUGCUGAUAAAGUUAGUCUGUUCAGGUAUUUCUCUGAUAACCACUCAGGACUGUUUAUGUUGUACCUGGAAAGCUGUCAGAUGGUCAUUCGUGUGGUGUAAUUCUCUCUUUGCUUUAUUUAAUCACUGAAUGUACUACAUAAACUUAGGAAGAAAGAUGCCUGCAGUUUGAACACAAGCACUCUUCUGCAGUGAUAGCAGCUGCCUCUCGACAUCACAGCAGGAUCCAUACAUCCCAAAUUUUUGGUCCUUACCAUGUGGCCCAAGAACCCCUUGGAGCUGCGGCCAGGCUGCUGGCUGCUUCGGCGCUGGGCAUCACGGCAUGGGGGGAUGCUUUCUUCAGCUCCCAUAGCUCUGCUGCAGCUUACACAAAACUUUUCAAGCAAAAAUUCCUGCUGAAGCAUAUGGGAGAAAAUAUGUUGUGUGUUAGGUAUACAGCAGUAGCUCAGACAAGGUGUUUGGUGUCACUGGAUCUGUUUUGUUCCCAUGGUUGCCGGGCUGUGACCUUAACAGGGAUCUCAAUUUAUAUGCUCAAGGACAUCCACACAUACUUCUUUUCAUCAGGAAGAUGCUAUGUUGCUACCAUUUCUUUUCUUUCUGCAGGUGCAAGAAUUGUUUGUUCUGUUAGGUGCAACAGCUGUUCUGUGCUGCCUGACUGAGGUAUCAAAAAUGGUAAUUUUUCUACUGCUCUGAUUUCUUCUUGCCUGAAUAUGGCCUUUCUAUCAUACCCUCCUUGGCUUUUGGUGCCAUCUCUCUAAUCUCCUUUCUUAAAACAUCCACACCCCUCAAAUACUUUUCCACCUCUUUCUUUGCCACUCUGUCCUACCGUUUGCUUGUCAUAUUGAUCACGAUGGCUAUUUUGCCCUCAUCAAUCAUAAAAUGAAAAGUGGUCUUUGUGAAAAGAUUUGACUUCUAGGGCUCCUUGACUCUGCUAACCUCCUACUUAUUCAAGGUCUAGCAAGGAUUAACUUUGCAUUACAAAAUCUAAGAAAUUAAAACACACCCAAGACACCCUGAAUAAUAAAAGUUAUUUCUUGUUUGUAGCAAAAGCUUCAUAUUUUCCAAAAAUAUAGUUUAUUACAUCAUUUAAUAUUUUGACUUAAGCAGUAAAAUCUGAAAUCCAUUUUUACAAUUGUUCCUUCAGGAAAGAUUCUAUUAAGAACAGGGCAGUAUUUUUCAUACUCUACGUUAAUGCCAUUUCAUUUAAUGCCUAAAAUAAACCUUCCCUGUAUUGCAAAUGUAUUACACCUUUCAGUACUGUACCUUCUGUUCUGGAGAUGGCACGUCAGAUCAUGGUAAUUAAAGUAGUCUUGUUUAUCUGCAAAAUAAAAUGAGAAGCACAAUA